Dimorphilus gyrociliatus is the source of this 777-nucleotide messenger RNA. Lineage: Eukaryota; Metazoa; Annelida; Polychaeta; Dinophilidae. The record is from the annotation of a GenBank genome assembly.
AGUCUAUAAAGUCCAAUUUUCGUUGGGAAACGUGGAAACUUUGUUUUCGCGAUUAUGUCAGAUAAUAAAGCCGCUAAAAGGGGUAAAAAAAGACCCAAGUCAUAUUAUAUAAAAUGUAGCAAGCAAGGAAAACAAUCUAGAAUUGAUUAUACCUUGAAAAGCGGUAUUAAAGGAUUUUUUAUAACUCAUAAUCGGAGGGAACGAGAAGCUUUGAGAGAAGGUUAUGGAUUCCUUAAUGAUGCCGCUGACAACCUUUACGGACCAGAAGAUCCGGAAGAAUCAGGAUCAGAAGAAGAAGAAGAAGAGGAUAUAGAAAAGGCGAUCGCGAAAGAAAUAGAUGGUCUAAAGGAGAAAAAAGAAAGGAGGUUCCAAAAAAUCGAUUGUGGAGCAAACAAUUGUCUUUUCGUUAGAACAACAUUAGAAGAACCAAAUACGAUAUGUCAGAAAGUUUUCGAGAAUACAGAAAAUAAACCAUGUAAAUUUGUGAUGAGAUUCUUACCAGUUUUACUAACAACAGCAGCGACCGACUCAGAAAUAAAGAAAGGGGCCGAGAACGUUUUAGAGAAAUAUUUCAAACAAGACGACGGAGUAACUUAUAGUAUAGUAUUCAAGUCUAGAAAUAAUUCAAAAAUUGGAAGAAGUUUUAUUCUAGAUGCCAUAACAGAAGUUGUUAAAGGUUUUAACAGCAGUAAUAAAGUUGACUUGAACGCACCAAAGUACGCAAUUCUCAUUAAUAUAAUUAAAGAAUAUGUAGUCUCAAAAGUUAAUAAUAGUUAA